AUGAGUGAAACGUUUAUAGAGUUAUAUGUAUCCUGUCCAGUAGCUGAAUGUAAUAAUCAGGAAAUAACUUCUUGGGUUCACGCAACUGAUUCAGGAAGAAUAGAAAUAUCUAACCGUGCUCGUAUUCGGUGCAUUAAGUAUUAUACUACCGAACAUAUGAAGAACUGGCUUUUCUCUUGUUCUGAACACAGAGGAAUAUAUAAGGAAACAAGCUACGAUUCAUUCACAAAAGCUUUGAAUCUUGCUUUUAAGAAUCAAG
Messenger RNA from Dentiscutata heterogama, 259 nucleotides. The record is from the annotation of a GenBank genome assembly. NCBI's taxonomy places the organism in Eukaryota, Fungi, Glomeromycota, Glomeromycetes, Diversisporales, Gigasporaceae.